GAACAAAUAUGGCUACCUUUCAAGCAGGAACUGCUGUUGCUCCAUCUUCGCAAGUGGAAAUUAGCGUUGCUUGCAAAAACUUAAGAGACAAAGAUGCCUUCUCGAAAUCAGAUCCCAUUGUUGUUGUUUUCACAAAAGAUGUCAGAACAAAUUCAUAUUAUGAGCUUGGAAGAAGUGAAAUGGUCAAGAAUUGUCUUAAUCCACAAUUUGUUAAGAAAUUCACCAUGAAUUACUUCUUUGAAGAAAGUCAAAAACUAAAAUUUGAAGUCUACGAUGUUGAUUCGCCAAGUCAAAGAUUAGAUGCACAUGACUUCCUUGGAAGACUCGAAUGCACGCUGGGAGAAAUUGUCAGUGCCCUUGGUGGGAAACUAGAAAAGCCGAUGACAGGUUUGAAAGGAACUCCAGGACUGAUUACAAUAAGAGCCGAAGAAAUCAGUACCUGCAAGGAAAGUGUAACGAUGCAUUUCUGUGCAACCCAUCUUGAUAAAAAAGAUUUCCUCGGAAAAUCCGACCCAUUCCUCAUAUUCUACAGAGCCAAUGAAGACAAAAGUUAUACAACAGUUCAUAAGACAGAGGUCAUCAAAAACACUCUCAACCCGACCUGGCGGCCAUUUAUGAUCACGGCGAGAGCGUUAUGUAAUGGAGAUUAUGACAGGGCUAUCAAAGUGGAAUGUUAUGACUGGGAUGGUGACGGAGGCAGUCAUGACCUUAUUGGCGAGUUUACCACCAACCUGAGGGAGAUGACUCGGGGAGGAACCUCUGGCAGUUUCCAGCCAUUCACCAGAGAGGUCAUCAAUCCAAAAAAGAAAGCAAAGAAGAAAAAUUAUAAAAAUUCAGGACAGGUAACACUGACGAGCUGUAAGAUAGAGAUUCAUCCAUCAUUCCUGGAUUAUGUUAAAGGAGGAACACAACUCAACUUCACAGUAGCUAUAGAUUUCACAGCAUCAAAUGGAAACCCUUCGUCUCCCACAUCACUUCACUACAACAGCCCCUACCAGCCUAACCAGUACGGGUCAGCCAUACAGGCAGUCGGCGAGAUUAUACAGGACUACGACAGUGAUAAGAUGUUUCCUGUGCUGGGAUUUGGAGCCAAGCUUCCAGACGGAUCAGUAUCCCACGAGUUUCCAGUAAACUUUAAUUCAGCUAAUCCAUAUUGCGCUGGAAUACAAGGUAUAAUGCAAGCAUACUACGGAGCUUUACAGAAAGUCCAGCUGUAUGGUCCGACGAACUUUGCCCCAGUCAUAAACCAUGUAACAAGAUUUGCUUCGUCUAUGAGAGAUGGAAACAAUUACUUUGUGCUGUUGAUUCUGACGGACGGUGUUAUCACAGAUUUACCUAAUACUAUAGAGGCUAUCGUACAUGCUUCUGGGCUUCCAUUGUCAAUCAUCAUUGUAGGAGUAGGGAAUGCUGAGUUUGAUGCUAUGGACGUACUAGAUGCAGAUGACAGGAGACUGUCAAGUCGUGGCAAACAGGCCGUCCGGGAUAUAGUUCAGUUUGUGCCGUUCCGUGACUUCAUGGGGGGUAAAUUUGGUAACAACAUGCAGAUAUCCCAGGCUGCACUAGCAAAGGAAGUCCUGGCAGAAAUACCAGAUCAGUUUCUCCAGUAUAUGAAAGCAAACAACAUCAAACCAAAAGAUCCUAAAGAUAAUGUCAAUUUGCCCGGCCAGGGGGCACCACCGAUGGCACCACCACCAGGGGGCGCUCCAAACAUGCCACCACCACCAGGUGGCGCUCCAAACAUGCCACCACCCCAACAAGGAAUGCCGAACCAGGGAUCAUCCCCUUACCCACAAGCACCUCCUCCAGGGUACCCCCAGGGAGGACAACAAAUACCUGCUCCAGGGUACCCCCAGGGAGGACCACAAAUACCCGCUCCAGGGUACCCCCAGGGAGGACCACAACGGCCUGCUGCCCCAUCUCGUCCCCCACCACCAGGGAGCGCUAGUGCACCGCCAUAUCCUAUGUAGUGAACAACUCUGCAUUGGACGGAUUGAACUUUUGUGAAAACCUCUGGGUUGACAGCAAUCUCAUACAGGGAUCUAGAGGUGAAACGGUCGUGAAUAUUUUCAUACGAUGAUAUUUAUUUUCCAACCUUUUGGACCAUAUAACUGAGUACAUGUACAGGUAUUGUGUAACUGUGUAAGUUUUUUUUUAAAAUUCUGGUUUGUGUAAACAACGCAAUUGCUUCUUUCUGUCUGAUCAUGGUAUAUUGUAAAUGGCGUCAUAACCUAAAGAUUAAAAAAGUAACAGUUGUGUGAAAAGGGGAAAGAAAAAAAGAGGGGAGAAUUAUAUUGUUAAGGAUUUUUUUCUUUUUCAUUAAUUAACAUUUUCCUAUGGAAAGGUUUUAUUAUGGGAUUUUCCUUGAUUUAAGGAAUGUUUGUAAAACAGGCACUGGAAUUCCUUAACUGCCUUCUAAGAUGAGGAAUGGGUAAUCAUGAACUUCCAGUAGUUUGUUCAAAAUGAAGUAAAAAAAAUUAGAAUUUUAUUUAAAACAUUUGCAAAACAGUUAUAUCAGCUUAAGUACAAUUAUUGUUUGUAUGAUGUAGAUCCUGUUUAAUAAGUAAAUUUAACGAUGAUAUACUGAUAUAUGAUAAUUAUGUAUUACAAUGUAGCGUCUCGACUCUUGAUCAUACUGUCCUAUGGCGGACUAUUGCUUGUUUUCUGUCGAUGUUUCUACUUCAGUAUUAAACUAUUAGUCUAAAAUGUUCUAUAAUUACUCCGACUUCACACUGUCACUACUGUCAUUUAAUAUUUUACUCGUAAAAUUUCUAUUUUUUUUUUUUUUUUUU
Molecule: messenger RNA, 2789 nt
Organism: Pecten maximus
Lineage: Eukaryota; Metazoa; Mollusca; Bivalvia; Pectinida; Pectinidae
Product: copine-8-like
Exons: 22
Coding region: 9-1967 (652 amino acids)
Biological process (GO): cellular response to calcium ion
Cellular component (GO): plasma membrane
Molecular function (GO): calcium-dependent phospholipid binding
Source: RefSeq, a predicted model, not a curated record